Drosophila subpulchrella is the source of this 786-nucleotide messenger RNA. It is a transcript of the gene Ankrd49, whose product is annotated as ankyrin repeat domain-containing protein 49. Gene Ontology annotation, molecular function: protein binding. The coding region runs from base 72 to 719 and encodes 215 amino acids. The record is from RefSeq and is a predicted model, not a curated record. The transcript is spliced from 2 exons. NCBI's taxonomy places the organism in Eukaryota, Metazoa, Arthropoda, Insecta, Diptera, Drosophilidae.
GGUCACUCUAGGAAAUAGAAAACAAACCAUUCCUAAAAUUCUAAGCCAAAUUAUUGAAUUAUAGCCUUAAGAUGGGGGAUUACGACUCAGAUGAUGAGAAAUCCCAAGUGGAGAAACUGCGCCAUGCGAAAGUACCCCGCGGUAUGUUCGUGAGUGGCUGGGAUGACGAUGCCGACGAACUGAUCGAGGAGGACAAGGAUCCACAAUCCAGCAUUGAACGCAUGAUCCUCUGGGCGGUCAAUGAGAACAAGAUCAACGAGGUGCGCGAGAUCCUGCGCCUGGAUGCGGACACCGUGAACGCUAAGGAUAACGACGGAUAUACCCCACUGCAUCGGGCAGCCUACAACAACUUCGUGGACAUGGCCAAGUUGCUGCUCCAAUACAGGGCCGAUCCCAAUGCCCGCACAGAACUGGGUUGGACACCCCUGCACUCCGCCUGCAAGUGGAACAACGCGGAUUGUGCCCAUCUACUGCUGCAGUUUGGCGCCGAUGUUAACGCCGAAUCGGAGGGCAAGCAGACGCCUCUCCACAUCACGGCAACCGUUUCCAACUGCCGGAACACGGCCACAGUUCUGCUGCUGGACCGGAAUAUACUGCCUCGCAAGGAGAACAACUCCGAGGAACUGGCCUCUGUGAUCGCGCGGCGCACCGGCAUGAGCUUCCCCAUCUUCGAGUCGGACAACGAGGCCUACGACUGCGAAACGGGACUGAUAGAUUAGCUACCAAACAGCCAACCAAUGUGCUUACCUGUAGAAUACCUAAUAUAUAUGUUUAAUUCAUAAAUAA